This is a messenger RNA of Bombus huntii, 1886 nucleotides long. Its product is annotated as ubiquitin-conjugating enzyme E2 J1-like. The coding region runs from base 321 to 1121 and encodes 266 amino acids. The transcript has 5 exons. The record is from RefSeq and is a predicted model, not a curated record. Lineage: Eukaryota; Metazoa; Arthropoda; Insecta; Hymenoptera; Apidae.
GCGUACUCGUAAACGAACAACUUCAAGCGGAGAAAUUGACAUAAGUGCGCGUGCACGGAAUAAGCGCGGCCACUUUCACGUUAUUUUUUGUGCAUUUCUGUUCGCGUAGCUCCUAUUAGGCCACGUCAAAAUUAAUUUCUUCGUUAUCUGAAGUGCAACGUGUAAUUUUCCGAUGAUCGAAUUCACCGUGGGGAAAAAUGUGAGGAAUGUAUUGUAGCUGGCAACGUCGGUGUAUCGAGGCCGUUUGACAAAACAGAUAGUACUCAGCUCAAGUACUAUUUUUAUUCCAGUUGUUAACCUCGGUCGACACACUCGCGAAAAUGUCAUUCGAAGGGAAAUACAACGCAAAAAGUCCCGCUGUGAAAAGAUUAAUGAGAGAGGCCCAAGAGCUUCACGAAGCUACAGAAGAAUAUUGUGCAUCUCCUUUAGAAGAUAAUCUUUUUGAGUGGCAUUUUACUGUGCAAGGACCACCAUCCACAGACUUUGAGGGUGGUGUUUAUCAUGGUAGAAUUUUAUUGCCACCGGAAUAUCCUAUGAAACCUCCAAAUAUCAUAUUAUUAACACCCAAUGGCCGUUUUGAAACCAAUAAAAAGAUUUGCUUAAGCAUUUCUGGGCAUCAUCCGGAAACAUGGCAGCCUUCAUGGAGCAUCAGAACAGCUUUAUUGGCUUUAAUUGCUUUUAUGCCAACACCAGGAAAUGGGACAAUCGGAUCUUUAGACUACAGUAAAGAGGAAAGGCAAAAACUUGCAAAAAAAUCACUAAACUGGCAAUGCGAUACUUGUGGGAAAGUUGUUGAUUUAUUGUCAAAGGACACAGUUAAAAAACCUAUUACAGUAGAAGAACAAACUAUGUUAAACACAAUAGCAUUAAAGGCUGAUGACUCACCAACAUCAGACACAUCCUUUUUAGUCAAUUCAGAUAGCGUUUCAGAAAAUCAAUUGAGACAACGUAACAUCGAGCCGAUUACUAAUGAGAAUCAAGAUCGACAGCAAUCGGAUGUCAUAGUAAAUCAACAGGUGGAAACAAUGUCAUCUUCGAACGAUUUAUUCUGGAGCAUCCUGAUCGCUUCCUUGGUGUCAGCGAUAAUUCUACUUGUUUUGCGACGACUAUUUCUUGUUUAAAUUAUUCUAAAUGUAACAAAACGUUGUAAUUGUAAGUAUGUUAACAAAACAAAGUAAAUUUUAUACACAUUUUAUGAAACAUUUUUAAAAUUAGAAAUAAUCAGAACUUCAUGGAAAUAAUAUAUGACAGAGAUUGCACUGAUAUAUUCACUUUAGUACACAUCUGUCUCUUUGUCUUACUCUUACAAAAAAGUUGUUCACUACGAAAUCUAAUUGUUUUGAUGAGCAUAAAAAUGAUAAGAAUUAUAAAUUGCGUUAGUAUUACUAGUAUUUAAUCGUCUUUUAGAUGUCUUUAUGUCUUUUUGAUAUACAAUAUAUACUUACAAACAUUGAUUUAAAAAUAACUCUAUUCUCACUAAUAAAAGAGUUACAAAUUGCAUUUAACGCGCAUAUUUAGUUAAUACUUUGCAUAUGAUUUUUUAGUUACAUAUAUAUUAGAUCAGUUUAAACAAAUGUAUGUAUUACUUUCAUCAAAGUCUUAUCAUAUCUGUACAAAAAUGACCAAACAUUUUUUUAGUCAAAUCUACUUUACAAUAAAAUUAACAUCUUUCAUGGAGGUAAAUUUUAAUUUCACAUUGCUAUAGUCUAAAACUAUAAUAAUGUAUUUUGUUCCUUCUUUAAUGUUAUAUAAAUGUAGAUAACUCAUGUGUUAGAAAUGUAUAUAACUAAUAUAAAUUUAAUAUAAGUUAAACAAGUUAUUAUGUUGUAUUCCACGAAACUGUGCACAUAAAAAUCAAAAAAAAUACACCAGUUAUAAAAAAAAUA